Molecule: messenger RNA, 552 nt
Organism: Rodentolepis nana
Lineage: Eukaryota; Metazoa; Platyhelminthes; Cestoda; Cyclophyllidea; Hymenolepididae
Source: the annotation of a GenBank genome assembly
AUGAAGGAUUCAUCUCCAAAAAGACUCUCAAAAAACGUAUUGCAUAUAUUAAUUCAAAUAUGGUAUCGGGAGAAGGCUUAUGUAACAAUUCGUCAAGAAGAUAGUGACAUUCCUUUAAUACGAAAUAAACAAGGUUUGAAUCAAGUGCUAGAUCUUCCUGAAAUUUGUUUAAUAGAGGAGCUGAAUUGUUCUUAGAGCCACUUUUAUCCACCUUAGAAACACUCGAAUUGGAUACCUUGUCUAAAAUAGGAUUAGCGGCUUUCAACAUCCAAGUUGAAUUGAGAUUAGUGCCAGAAUACCCAACAGGUGAAUAAACGUGAAGAAUCGAGAGUUCCACAGAAGCGAGAAACGGAUGCAGUUUAACCUUAGAAUCGACACUCAGAGGCACCAAGGGAGUAACAUAGAGAGUGUAUUGAAUAUCACGAAGGUAUUUCAUGGUGGCUUUCAACAAAGUUUUUCUGGAUGAGAUGGCAUCAAAUGCUUUAUUCUAAAAUGGCCGCAUUCGAAAGAGAAAAUAACAAACCUCAUGAAGCGAUUCAUAAUGGCGAAUAA